UCCCCCAAACAUAUCUUCUUCCCUCUUCACUUCUUUUGAAAAGCAAGAAAAAAUGGCAAAAAUUCCUCUCAUCUUCUUCCUCUUCCUAGUUACUUUCUCUGUUAAUCAUUCUUUAUCCCAAGCAUCAGCUGAAAAUAUUCAUAAGCACCAGCAUCGUCUUGGCGUGUACGAGCUCAACAGAGGCAACAUCUCAGCCAAGUUCACUAACUGGGGUGCAACUCUCAUCUCUCUUGUUCUUCCUGACAAACACGGAAAUCUUGGCGAUGUCGUUCUUGGGUAUGAUCACAUCAAGGAUUACAUGAAUGAUACAGUAUACUUUGGUGCAAUUGUUGGACGGGUUGCUAAUAGAAUCGGGAACGCUCAAUUUAAAUUGAAUGGAGUCGUUUAUAAAACAGUUGCUAAUGAAGGCCAUAACACACUUCAUGGUGGCAAAAAGGGAUUUAGUGAUGUUGUUUGGAAAGUGAUAAGACAUAAGAAUAAAGGUGAUACACCGUACAUCGUCUUUGGGUAUAGAAGUGCAGAUGGUGAACAAGGAUUUCCUGGACGUCUCUCUGUCACUGUAACCUAUGCUCUUACCAGACACAACCAAUUGGGUGUAGUAAUGAAAGCUAGGCCGAAGAAGAAAGCUACACCUGUGAAUCUAGCCCAGCACGCUUACUGGAACCUUGGUGGACACAACAAUGGUGAUAUCCUUUCUGAAGAAGUACAGAUCUUUGGUUCCAAGUACACACCCGUUGAUGGCAAGCUUAUUCCCACCGGUCAAGUUUUACCAGUGAAAGGAACAGCUUUCGAUUUCCGCAAGCCCCACACAAUCAAGAGCACCAUUGGUCAGCUUCCUAAAGGCUAUGACAUCAACUAUGCUAUUGAUGGUCCGAUGAACGAGAUGAGGAAAGUAGCAAUAGUCACUGAUAGGAAGUCAGGAAGAAAGAUGGAGCUGUUUGCGAAUCAACCCGGUUUGCAGUUCUACACUGGUAACUAUCUGAAGAAUGUGAAAGGUAAAAAUGGAGCUGUUUACCAAGCACAUGCAGGAUUGUGCUUGGAGACUCAAGGGUAUCCAGACUCAGUGAAUCAAGCCAAGUUCCCUUCACAGAUUGUGAAUCCUGGGCAUACUUACAGGCACUUGAUGGUGUACAAGUUUUCAGUUGUUUCAUAAAUCAUUCAAACUUUUCACAUGUUAAUUCAGGUGGAUAUAUAUCAGUCAAGAGGCCAACAAUUUGUUUCUCUUAGGCCUUUACUGUAUCCUGUAGCUGUGAAGAGCCAUUAAUGGCUUUCAUUCACUUUUGGUUUGUUGCCGUCUGUAAUAACACAUGCCCAUUGAUCUA
This is a messenger RNA of Carica papaya (papaya), 1322 nucleotides long. RefSeq lists its product as uncharacterized. Gene Ontology annotation, biological process: glucose metabolic process; beta-D-galactose catabolic process via UDP-galactose, Leloir pathway. NCBI's taxonomy places the organism in Eukaryota, Viridiplantae, Streptophyta, Magnoliopsida, Brassicales, Caricaceae. The record is from RefSeq and is a predicted model, not a curated record. Gene Ontology annotation, molecular function: aldose 1-epimerase activity; carbohydrate binding.